Messenger RNA from Triticum dicoccoides, 1503 nucleotides. Its product is annotated as transcription factor PCL1-like. Gene Ontology annotation, biological process: regulation of DNA-templated transcription. Bases 210 to 1067 code for a protein of 285 amino acids. Lineage: Eukaryota; Viridiplantae; Streptophyta; Magnoliopsida; Poales; Poaceae. Gene Ontology annotation, cellular component: nucleus. The transcript has a single exon. Gene Ontology annotation, molecular function: DNA binding; DNA-binding transcription factor activity. The record is from RefSeq and is a predicted model, not a curated record.
CUCACCCCGCCCCACAAAAAUAUCUUCUUUCUUCCCCUGCCUAGCUAGGCCGCCGGAGUUAGCCCGGCAGGUAACAACUAGAUGAUACGCAGAUGGCGAGGGUAAGCCUUCUGCUCAUCGGGUGAUUCGUCGGAUUGGGGCUGAGAGCUUCGGUUGGGUUGGGUUGAAUUUUCUGGGUUCUUGAUCGGGUUGGGGAUCCAAUCCAAUCCAUGGGGGAGGAGGCCGGCGGCUACGGUUUUGACUUCGGGGGAGGGGGCGGCGGCUAUGGAGGGUACGACGGGAGGGUCACGGAGUGGGAGACGGGCCUGCCGGGGUGCGACGAGCUGACCCCGCUCUCGCAGCCGCUGGUGCCGCCGGGGCUCGCCGCGGCGUUCCGCAUCCCGCCGGAGCCGGGGCGGACUCUUCUCGACGUGCACCGCGCGUCCUCCGCCACCGUGUCCCGCCUCCGCUCCACCUCCUCGUCCCCCUCCUCCGGCAACGGCCACGCCGGCACCCACGCCAACGGCGGCUCCUUCCCCUCCUUCCCCGGCAAGGGGGCGGCGGCGGGGGACGACAGCGGCAACCGGGACAGCAACUCUGCCGAGUCGGCCGGGGAGAAGGCGGCGGCGACGAAGCGGGCGCGGCUGGUGUGGACGCCGCAGCUGCACAAGCGGUUCGUGGAGGUGGUGGCGCACCUGGGGAUCAAGAGCGCGGUGCCCAAGACCAUCAUGCAGCUGAUGAACGUGGAAGGCCUCACCCGCGAGAACGUCGCCAGCCACCUCCAGAAGUACCGCCUCUACGUCAAGCGGAUGCAGGGCCUCUCCAACGAGGGGCCUUCCGCCUCCGACCACAUCUUCGCCUCCACGCCCGUGCCGCCCAGCCUGCGCGAGCCCCAGGUGCCGCACGCCGCCGCCAUGGCCCCCGCCAUGUACCACCACCACCCGGCCCCCAUGGGCGGCGUCGCCGCCGGCCACGGCGGGUACUACCAGCAGCAGCACAGCGGCCACGCCGUCUACAACGGGUACGGCGGCCACGGCCACGGCGGCGGCGUCUCCUCCUACCCGCACUACCACCACGGCGACCAGUAAGGAUAACCAUCCAUCCCGGAUUCAGUCAUCAACAGAUGCUCUGCUCUCUCUGCUUGUGUGUGUGUUUGCUCCUGCUCAUCAGUCAGUCAACAGAUGUUGUAAUUGUAACCUGUAAUCAGUCGGUCAGUCAGUGCAUGAUCCAUCGUCAGUCUAGCGUAGGUGUGUGUCCAUCAGUCAAAGAGUUUACAGCUGCGGCUGGACAUAAUUGUUAUGAAGAAGAAGAAGAAGAUUAAUUAACAAGGGGAGCUGAAGUGAAGUUCCCGGGGUAAGAAGAAGAUUAGCAAUACGAAGAAGAGAGUUACAGAGUGUGUGCUCUGUUUGUGUAUGUAUGUAAUACUGCUGCUGUAACUUCGAAUCUUGAACUGCUGCCCCCAUUUUGGGCAGUGGCAAGAUGAUCAUGAUAUGAAGCCCAACAAGGGAAUUAUGAUUGUGAUCU